GACUCGUAUAAUUGUCGAAGCAACAUCGAGAGUAGGGAGUGUAAUGAUUAGUUGAUUUAUAUAUACGACUAUACUUUUAUAUGCGACAGUUCUCUGCUCUGUGAGCAUCCGUCAGAGUGCUAAGUAAUACAUUAGAUAAGUAGAUUCGACUUCACUGUGUCAGAGAUGACGAGCCUAUGGUGGAUUUUGCUUCUUUUCGGAUCGCAAAUGAACCUGGCGUGGAGUCUGGAGGACGCGCCGAGAGUUAAAACACCUUUGGGUGGUAUUAAAGGAUACUAUAAGCUCUCUGCUAAUGGAAAAGAGUAUGAAGCCUAUGAAGGGAUCCCUUACGCGUUGCCUCCAACUGGAAAGCUUCGAUUCAAGCCUCCUCAUCGAAUACUACCCUGGCUGGGCGAACUGUCUGCGACGAAGUUCGGCCCUCCUUGCUUACAAUACACCCAACUAGACGAGACUCUAUCGAAUGAAAAAGUUAUUGGCGCUGAGGAUUGUCUCUACUUAAACGUUUACGCGCCAGUGCGAGAAGAAAUAUCCACCAAACCGAUGCCAGUAAUUAUUUGGAUUCACGGGGGUGGCUUCCAGUUUGGUAGCGGAAUAGAUACGGGUGGGAAAUAUCUUAUGGACCAUGAUGUCAUAUUUGUUACAAUCAAUUAUCGUCUGGGAAUAUUAGGUUUCUUAAGUACAGAGAAUGAAAUAGUUCCUGGUAACAUGGGACUGAAGGAUCAAAGUAUGGCCCUACGAUGGGUGUCUGAGAAUAUCGAAUGGUUCGGCGGUGAUCCAAAAAGAGUCACUUUGGUCGGAUUAAGUGCCGGUGGCGCGAGUGUCCAUUAUCACUACUUAUCGCCCAUGAGCGCUGGACUUUUCCAAGGUGGUAUCUCGAUCAGUGGAACAGCUUUUGAUUGUUGGACGCAGACUGAAAAUAUGCUGGAGAAGUCCAAACAUGUAGCAACACUUAUGGGAUGCCCUACAGGUAACUUGAAAGAAAUGGUACGUUGUCUGAGAUAUCGUCCACCGCGGGCUAUGGUUCAAUCUGCUCAUGAAUUUUUGCAAUUCUAUUAUAAUCCAUUCACACCAUUUGGACCAAUUCCUGAGAAAUUUGGGGACGAACCAUUCAUUGAUAGGCUACCUGUUGAAAUCGUGAGUAGCGGCGAUGUUCAUGAUAUUCCUUGGAUAACUGGUGUGACUAGCGAAGAAGGACUGUACCCAGUUGCAGAAUUUAUUGCUAUACCAGAAGCUUUGAAAACAUUGGAAGAUAAUUGGGAUCUUCUUGCACCUCAUUUUCUUGAUUAUAAUUACACUUUACCUAAAGAGGAACAUGUUGAAAUUGCCAGACUUAUAAAAAAUCAUUACUUCGGAUCAAAGAAGAUUGAUGAAACAACAACAAAAUCUUUGAUACAAAUGGCUAGCGAUCGAUUUUUUGUUGUUGAUAGUGUAAAGGCUGCCAGAAUGCAAGCUAGUGUUAAUAAGCAACCUGUCUGGUAUUAUUAUUAUACCUACAGAGGUGCACAGAGUUUGAGUGAUGUCUUGAGUAAAACUACUAAUGAUUAUGGUGUGAGCCAUGGAGACGAUGCAUUUGCUGUUAUAGAUACUCAUUAUGUGGAUUUCACAACAACACUUGAAGAUCGUAAAAUGCAACAAGUUUUGAUCGAAUUAUGGAGAUCAUUUGCAACUAAUGGAGUCCCAAAUGUAAGUGGUGUUCAGUGGCCUAAAUUAAAUCCAAAUGAAAAGGUACUUCAUUACUUGAAUAUAGCAGGACCAGACAAAAUUUAUAUGGACAGUAAUGCAAACUUUGGUCAGAAAGAUUUUUGGUCUUCUAUCAAUUUUAAUGAAAACAAAUUCAACAGUACAUCUGCUGGACAUAUGAUGAAAGAAGAAUUAUAAAAAUAUCUUUUAUCGAUUAGCAUUAUGUAUGUUAUACAAUUAUAUAAUUUUAUAUUGUCAUAAAAUCAUACACAUUAAGCCUUCAUUACUUUAAAAGAUUCCUCUUUAUAAAAUUUAUAAGCA
Colletes gigas is the source of this 2001-nucleotide messenger RNA. It is a transcript of the gene Jhe, whose product is annotated as venom carboxylesterase-6-like. The transcript has 8 exons. Lineage: Eukaryota; Metazoa; Arthropoda; Insecta; Hymenoptera; Colletidae. The coding region runs from base 166 to 1878 and encodes 570 amino acids. The record is from RefSeq and is a predicted model, not a curated record.